Messenger RNA from Ixodes scapularis (black-legged tick), 3981 nucleotides. RefSeq names its product vacuolar protein sorting-associated protein 26B-A (gene Vps26). NCBI's taxonomy places the organism in Eukaryota, Metazoa, Arthropoda, Arachnida, Ixodida, Ixodidae. Gene Ontology annotation, biological process: retrograde transport, endosome to Golgi; intracellular protein transport. Gene Ontology annotation, cellular component: retromer complex; endosome. The transcript is spliced from 7 exons. The record is from RefSeq and is a predicted model, not a curated record. The coding region runs from base 612 to 1559 and encodes 315 amino acids.
GGCAAAAUGAUAAGAUGUCCAAAAGUCGCAUUGUCGGGGUAAUGCCAAUACUAUUUGAAGGAAAACAAUGCGACAAACUCACAUUCUGUGUCCAACACUCGCACACCGGCAAACGAAAGUCGACGCUCUCUAGGACUGGACGUAUUAGUAUUGUUAUCAAUUGCAAUAAAACGUGGCGCUAGUAGGCAUACGAACAAACAACAACAACAAACAAACAAGAACAAGCUGUAACACACGCAUGCAUUUAAAAUAAAUAAUUACACUUAAUUUUAAAAAAAUAAAAUAUUAUAUUACUUACAAACUGAGACCUAUUUUUGUAAGAAAAGUGCAAAAAAUAGUGGGCAGAAAAACUGGAACAACCAAAACACAAACUAAACCAAACAUAAGAGAUCAAGCGAAAUUGCGAGGUGGGCUGGCGAGGAAGAGUCGUUUAUGCCGUCGCAUUCGCUCAGCCCAACCGCCAGAUUUGCACGAAUUACGUCGAUUAGGGAAGAAUAAGGCGAUAACAAGCGAUAUUUCUGUCUACCAUCUUGAGAGAGCGGAUCGUUGAGAGAGGGUGCGUGCGGCGUCCAGGCAGGCACUCGAAGCAGGCGGCCUGAGAGCGGAUCAAAAUGGCGUUCUUUGGACUCGGCCAGAGUGCCGACAUCGACAUCAUCCUGAGCGGGACGGAGAACCGGAAGAUGGCGGAGAUGAAGACGGAGGACGGCAAGAAGGAGAAGCACCUGCUGUUCUACGACGGCGAGUCGGUUUCGGGGAAGGUGAAUGUGACCCUCAAGAAGCCCGGCUCCAAGCUGGAGCACCAGGGAAUCAAGAUUGAGUUCAUCGGACAGAUAGAGCUGUACUACGACCGGGGCAACCACCACGAGUUUGCAUCGCUCGUCAAGGAACUGGCACGUCCCGGAGAGCUGACCCAAAACGCCAGCUACAGCUUCGAGUUCGUCAAUGUGGAAAAGCCCUACGAAUCCUACACAGGCUCCAAUGUCAGGCUGAGGUACUUCCUACGGGUGACCCUGGUGCGUCGGCUAACCGACCUGGUGAAGGAGAUGGAGAUGGUGGUGCACACGCUGUCCUCCUACCCUGAGAUCAACUCCUCCAUCAAGAUGGAGGUGGGCAUUGAGGACUGCCUCCACAUCGAGUUCGAGUACAACAAGUCCAAGUACCACCUAAAGGACGUGAUCGUGGGCAAGAUCUACUUCCUGCUGGUGCGCAUCAAGAUCAAGCACAUGGAGAUCGCCAUCAUCAAGCGGGAGACCACGGGGUCGGGUCCCAACACCUUCAACGAGAACGAGACCAUCGCCAAGUACGAGAUCAUGGACGGAGCGCCGGUCAGGGGGGAGUCGAUACCGAUCCGUCUGUUCUUGGCCGGCUACGACCUGACGCCGACCAUGAAGGACAUCAACAAGAAGUUCUCGGUGCGCUACUACCUCAACCUCGUUCUCGUGGACGAAGAGGAACGACGCUACUUCAAGCAGCAGGAAAUCGUGCUCUGGAGGAAAGGAGAGAAGACUCGCAAGCCGAUCCAGCAACCCGACCAAGCUGCGGGUGACGGCGGCAUGUAGUCCGCGACGCCUCUGUUGCGUCGCGGAGGUUUCUUGGAGCGCCCCGAAGAACGGGGCAGCCCCUGCCACUCGAGGCAAAUGUAGUUUCUAUACGCUGUGUACGUACGGUUGCAGACGCUGCAACUUUGAGCCGCGGAAGACUGGCCAAGCGCAGCGUAUGCUGAGCCGACCUUUUUCUUUUUUCCGUACGGUGCGACCCAUUUUGCAUCGUAGGCGACCGUACGCUUGUUAUAUAAUCUGUAAGUUUGUACAGGAUGUUUUUUUCUCUUUCUCGGAAACCAAAAACAAACAAAAACCCCUUCCCCCCUCCCCUCGAAAGAGUGAGAUGAAAUUGUCACCUGCUCCGCCGCAUCUCUCCCUGUACCCGGCGGUGUUAGUGCGACACCUCCUACAUAACCGGGCUGUAGCAUUGCGUUUUGUCUAUUGCCUAUGGAAAACCAGCAUGGGGCACAGGUUUAUUGUUUUCUUUUCACUUUGGUGUUUUGUUGUUGCUUUACUAGAACAUACUGUAUGUUCUUUUUAUUUUUAUAUACGCAUGUAUGAAAAUAUAUUGUUUAUAUUAAUGAUUAUAUACCUCUCCUGCUUGAAUUUCCCCCUUUAUCUGCAAUAUUGCAAAAACAAAAAAGAAAGUGCUGCGUAAGCAUUCUGUGCUCUGUGUUGGCCACUGGCGUGGGCGAUAUAGAAAAUCCAGCAGUGCCGCCUCAUUAUCUGGUAUGUGUUGGUUACGGUGUCUCUGUGUUGCCCCGUCUCCUGUGCCUUUUCGAGAGAUAGCUUUUACGAAGGAGGCAUCCGUUGUUGGAAAAUACUUUUUUUUUUCCAUGCCCCCUUUUGGCCCAAGAUGGAUUCACCUGCACGUAGAGAUCCAUUUUAAAAGAAAUUUAGACUUUCUUCAAAUGGAGGAAGCACCGCAUCUGUACCACGCAAAAAAUGUCAAAUGUGUGAAGAAAGAAAAAAAAGAAUUUGCUAAAGCAACUUAUUUCUUUAACCACAGGGUCGGUAGAAAUGAACAUGGAUAUGGGGAAGGGUUUUGGAGAGAAAGUUGCGUUGUCCUAAUACACAAAUCGCCUCGCUAGCUCGGUGAGGAUAGCGAAGUACUGCGACCUCAGUUUUGUAAAGGAUACGAUCCAAAACCCUUCACCUUCACUUCAAUUCAAUGAGAGCAUGUUGAAUUGAGGUUUAUUUGAAUUUUCACGAGCCAAGCCCAAAAAGAGUGAUUGCAGUUUUUUUGUUUUUUUUUAUGGGGGAAUGGAGUUAGAGUGCAACGUUUUUGUGUGUUGGGCUUUCUUUAAGGCACAUAGAUCGCGGUACUACUCCAUUUGGGCGACGCACUGUUCAGUGCACGUUUCACCGCUCGUGGAGCCCAGAAACUUCUCGGCGUCGUGGAGCCCAGAAACAGCGUCGAAAAGGCACGGGUGCCUGCCUCUUGUUAGGCUAGUGUUGUCGAACCUGAUCCAAAAUGAAAUGCUGCCUCGCCGUUAUUUCGGGCCUUCCUUUCACUGGUGACCUUACGAACGUCUUAAUUCGAUUGAAUGAUUGCCUUUUUGCGGCGCAAACUCAGUUUACGUACCCUGAGCAUUCCAGAACAUCCAAAAAAGUAUGAUCAUGCGUGGCCUAGCUUUCUCCCCCAUUAAAAGCGCAAUCAGACAUAUUGAUGUCCCCUUUUUUCGAGUGAUACUCAUAUAAAGAGGCCCGUCGCAAUUGGCUCCCUUUCAGAGAUGCGUCUCAGAAAUGGAAGCGCGUUACGACACAUCCUUUUUCCAAGAUACGAAAGGGCUCGUCGCGACGUUUAGUCUCAUUUUCAGCACGGAAAACAACCACGCUCUACCCUAAUUUUGGAUUUUUGAGGCUGAUUAGGGUGCGUAGACUCGAGCUUGUGCCAUAAAAAGAGUCUAUAAAUCAAAGUUCUACUGUUCAUACAUCAAACAAAAGACUGUGUUUGCUGUAGAACGCGAUGGCAGAAGUAUGUGUGGAAACAUCUCGGCAUGGUCCAAGAAUGUUCCCUUCAUACAUUCGUAUGCUUCGAACUGUUUGCAGACAGUCUUUUGUACGACAUAUUAGCAGGGUGACCACGGCUGAAGACACUAACCGAGUUUGACCGACGACGCUCUCAAAUCCAAGGGUCUCUCCGAACUCGACGAUUGGCGACGCUCCUUCCGGCGGUGCAGCUCGUAGAAACUUCCCCCCACCGACCACCAUGGGCGAAAAAGCCUGCCUCCAGUUUUCGUUUUGGGGCUGUUUUGGUGCCAUUGCUUCACCUCUGGUUUUUGUCCGCUUGGUGCGUGUACAUAUGCGACAUUCCAAUCGGCUCUUUGGGAUCCCGUCCUCCUCGUAGCCUGUUGUACAUUGAUGUACAUAAGCUGCCUGUUCUGUAGCGCGCAAAACGGGAGGUCUCUCCGAAUAAACGACGAUGAUGCUCGAUUCA